This is a messenger RNA of Plasmodium fragile, 1053 nucleotides long. RefSeq lists its product as uncharacterized. The coding region runs from base 1 to 1053 and encodes 350 amino acids. The transcript is spliced from 2 exons. The record is from RefSeq and is a predicted model, not a curated record. Lineage: Eukaryota; Apicomplexa; Aconoidasida; Haemosporida; Plasmodiidae.
AUGAAGUAUGCGACGUUAGGGGCUUUAUUAGCACAUUAUGUGAAGACACGAGGUCUAGUGGAUAAACAUGAGCAGUAUACGGAAUUCCUACGGACAGAUGUAACAGUGCUACUCGAAGAAUUUGUGGCACAUAUGCAACGCGAUAUUGUGGAGAACUAUGCAGCUAAUUGUUUGAACGUGGGUUAUACGAAAGAGCACCAUGGAGACAUGAAGUUCGUAGCUAAAGUGGGAGACAGAAUUAUAUGUACACUCAUGACAGGAGCAUUAUUUUUCAUGAAUGGAUGGCACAAGCAGUCCGCUAGCACGGACCAUACAGACCGUACUAGUGAAGCGUUGAAGGAACAUAUAAGGUGCGCCAUAGUAAAUAUAUUUAUGUACAUAUUGAACGAAUCUCCAUGCAAAAGUGACAUGGGUACAUAUUAUGCAUGGUACACCAUGAGAAAGAUGGAGCCAGAUCUAGGGGGUGGAUUAAUUAAGCAGGGAAAAUGCCGCAAGGGCGUGUUUACAGACAUAAAAAUCGAGGAAUUCGACAUGCAGCAAAUGAUUAAGUCAUGGUUGCAGAAAAAUGUAAGAAUACAAGACACAAUUGGAGGCAAGGCAAUGAAAAGCACAUGUACGAAAACAUUAGCAGGAAGUGGGCGGGCCAAGCAAGAUGCAGAUGCCACGGAUGACAACACAGACCUGAGGCAAGACGAGAAAGACGCUAUACGUGAGUUAGGCCGAGGACUGAAGACCAUAGUGGAGGAGGUAAAGAAAGAAGUUACGCAAUGCGCGCAGGACACUGGCGCAUGCAUGGAGUCUAUCGAAGCUGUCUCCCGAAGCAAUCCUGAGAAUGACAAAAGUAAGGCCAUAGUAUCGAAAUCUGUCGAAAGAGGUAUACCAGCACCAACCGUUGCGGCAAGUAAGGACCGAGGGGAGAAAGCACCAAUACGACCCGCUACGUACCGUAUUGCUCAAUAUGGAUGCCACAACAUGCACGCAUGCACGGCACCACAACGCGCACACGGCAGCCACAACAAAGCACACGCGGCGACCACAGCGGCUCGAGUGUAG